Messenger RNA from Orycteropus afer afer, 1518 nucleotides. The record is from RefSeq and is a predicted model, not a curated record. NCBI's taxonomy places the organism in Eukaryota, Metazoa, Chordata, Mammalia, Tubulidentata, Orycteropodidae.
AUGGCAAAUUGGCCAACACCAAGCGAAUUAGUGAACACUGGAUGUCAGAACGCCAUUAACCAAGGAAAUAAGAAGGUACAAAAUAGAAAAGAAAAAGAAGAGAAAGUUGAAAAGAGAAGCAACAGUGAGAGCAAAGAAAACCGGGAAAUGAAGUUGGAUGGUCCAGGUGAAAAUGUCAGUGAAGAUGAGGCUCAGUCAAGUAAUCAACGAAAAAGAGCUAAUAAACACAAGUGGGUACCACUUCACUUAGAUGAUGUAAGACCAGAGUGUCAAGAAAGACCAGGCUCCCGGAACAGCUCAAGAUGUCAACCUGAAGCUAACAAAACAGCAUAUAACAAUAGGCGAAAUGAAACACGGGGUUGGAGGCGAGAUAGAGAAAAGAGAGAUGAUCAAGAUGACGUGAGAAGUGAGGGUGGCAGUAUCCGAGGUUCCUUUAGGGGACGAGGAAGAGGACGAGGACGGGGAAGAGGACGAGGCAGAGGAAAUCCUCGAUUGAACUUUGAUUAUUCAUAUGGUUAUCAAGAACAAGGUGAAAGGACGGAUCAACCAUUUCAAACAGAAUUUAAUACCAGUAUGAUGUAUUACUAUGAUGAUGGUACAGGUGUACAGGUGUAUCCUGUGGAAGAAGCAUUGCUUAAAGAGUAUAUUAAGCGCCAAAUUGAAUAUUACUUCAGUAUAGAAAAUUUGGAGCGGGACUUCUUUCUUAGAAGAAAGAUGGAUGAACAAGGUUUCUUGCCUAUUUCCUUGAUUGCUGGUUUUCACCGUGUUCAGGCUCUCACUACAAACCUUAAUCUCAUUUUAGAGGCAUUGAAAGAUAGCACAGAAGUGGAAAUUGUGGAUGAGAAGAUGAGAAAAAAGGUAGAGCCAGAAAAAUGGCCAAUUCCUGGUCCUCCUCCACGUAGUGUGCCACAGACAGACUUCUCUCAAUUGAUUGAUUGCCCGGAGUUUGUACCAGGCCAAGCCUUUGGCUCACAUACAGAGUCUGCUCCAAACUCUCCAAGAAUUGGAAGUCUACUGGGUUCAAAGAAAAAUACAGAAACAAGUACUCUUCAAGCAAUAUCUAGGGUUUUGUCUGCCAGUUUGCCUGAUUUGGACUCAGAGUCUUGGAUGGAAGUUAAAAAGAGACAUCGUCCUUCACCAGUGAAAUUGCAGGAAUUAAUAUCUGUACCUGAUGUGGCGUCAAGUCAACUAUAUCCAGAAGAAGAACAAGAGGAACUUGAUUUUUUAUUUGAUGAAGAAAUAAAACAAAUAGAAGGUCGAAAAAACACAUUUACUGAUUGUUCUGAUAAUGAUUCAGAUUAUGAAAUUGAUGACCAGGAUUUAAACAAGAUUUUGAUUGUAACUCAGACACCACCUUACAUGAGAAAACAUUCUGGAGGAGAUCGAACAGGCAAUCACAUGUCUCGGGCAAAGAUUACAUCAGAUCUUGCUAAAGUUAUCAAUGAUGGCUUAUAUUAUUAUGAACAGGAUUUAUGGAUGGAAGAGGAUGAAAACAAACACACAACUAUAAAGAUUUGA